Messenger RNA from Rotaria sordida, 1161 nucleotides. NCBI's taxonomy places the organism in Eukaryota, Metazoa, Rotifera, Eurotatoria, Philodinida, Philodinidae. The record is from the annotation of a GenBank genome assembly.
AUGAACCAUUGCGGUGUUAUUUUCGAUAUAUUAGUCACGUCAACAACAACAACAUCAACAUCGACAACAUCAACAACAUCAACAUCAACAACAACAUCAACAUCAACAUCAGCAACUACAACUCCAUGCAAUAGAUUUUCGACGCAAGUAACCUAUUCAACUGGCACUAACCCGAUUUCGGUGGCAGCAGCCGAUGUCAAUGGAGACAGUAAACUCGAUAUUAUUGUCGCAAACGACGGUUCAAACAACGUCGGUGUUCUCCUCAACAAUGGUAAUGGCACGUUUGCUGCUCAAGUGACCUAUUCAACUGACUCUCACCCGCGGUCUGUAGCAGCAGCCGAUGUCAAUGGAGACAGCAAACUCGAUAUUAUUGUCGCAAACUACGGUUCAAAGAACGUCGGUGUUCUCCUCAACAAUGGGAAUGGCACGUUUGCUGCUCAAGUGGCCUAUUCAUCUGGCUAUAUGCCGUAUUCUGUGGCAGCAGCCGAUGUCAAUGGAGACAGUAAACUCGAUAUUAUUGUCGCAAACGACGGUUCAAAUAACGUCGGUGUUCUCCUCAACAAUGGUAAUGGCACGUUUGCUGCUCAAGUGACCUAUUCAACUGGCACUGAACCGGUUUCGGUGGCAGCAGCCGAUGUCAAUGGAGACAGCAAACUCGAUAUUAUUGUCGCAAACUACGGUUCAAACAACGUCAGUGUUCUCCUCAACAAUGGUAAUGGCACGUUUGCUGUUCAAGUGACCUAUUCAACUGGCACUAACCCGAUUUCGGUGGCAGCAGCCGAUGUCAGUGGAGACAGUAAACUCGAUAUUAUUGUCGCAAACUACGGUUCAAACAACGUCAGUGUUUUCCUCAACAAUGAUAAUGGCACGUUUGUUGCUCAAGUGACUUAUUCUAGUGGCUAUGGGCCAUGGUCUGUAGCAGCAGCCGAUGUCAAUGGAGACAGCAAACACGAUAUUAUUGUCGCAAACUACGGUUCAAACAACGUCGGUGUUUUCCUCAACAAUGGUAAUGGCACGUUUGCUGCUCAAGUGACUUAUUCUAGUGACUCUUCGCCGGUGUCUGUGACAGCAGCCGAUGUCAAUGGAGACAGCACACUCGAUAUUAUUGUCGCAAACUACGGUUCAAACAACGUUGGCGUUUUCUUAGCUAAUUGCAACUGA